CUUUUAUAAAUACAGACACCUCUCCGUAUCUACAUUUCUCGCGGCAAUCAACUAACCUUUUGAUUAGCCGCUCUUCAUCCCACCCCCCUUUCUCUCUCUAAAAAUGUCCACCGUCGCCGACGCUGGCACCGCCACCAGACAGUACUUCUGCUACCAAUGCAAUUGCACGGUCAAUGUAGCAACAGAAUCGUCAUCCUCUGAAGUCAUUUGCCCGCAAUGCAACGGAGGUUUUCUCGAAGAAUACGACGAUUCUAAUUUAAAUGCUCCUGAUUUGUUUCCGGAGAAUAAUGAAAUUUCAAGGAUUCUACGAGGGGGAAACAUGUUUGGGGGUCGGGAUGAGUUCGAUCCGUUGUCGUUUUUCUUGACUUAUUUGAAUACAUUGCGUGCUGGUGGUGCAAAUAUACAAUUUGUGGUCAAUAACAAUAACAAUAAUGAUGAUGAUGAUAACAAUAAUAAUAAUAAUCGUCGAGAUUUUUAUAGUGAUCACGGGAGAUUGAUUAAUCCGCUAGGACUACGAAUUCCGAUAAAUUUAGGUGAUUAUGUUGUUGGACCAGGGCUUGAACAAUUGAUACAGCAGUUAUCGGAGAAUGAUCCGAAUAGGCACGGACCACCUCCUGCUGCAAAAUCAGCGGUGGAAGGGCUUAAGAGUGUCGAGAUUAAGGAUGAGAUGAGUGAUUGUGAUUAUUCGCAAUGUGCGGUGUGCAUGGAUGGUUUUGCGGUAGGGGAGAAGGCGAAAGAGAUGCCGUGUAAACAUUUGUUUCAUUCGGAUUGUAUUCUGCCGUGGCUGGAGAUGCAUAACUCAUGUCCUGUUUGUCGGUUUGAGUUGCCUACGGAUGAUGAGGAUUACGAGAAUAGGAAGCGUGGGGUGGAGCCGAGUGGAGGCGGGAUAGGACAAGCGAGUGGAGGUGGGAUGGCGCAAUUGAGUGGAGGGAGAACAAUGACACUCGGUAUUGGGGGGUCUUUGGGAAAUGUAUACAGUAAUCCCAGGAUGAUGGAGAGGAGGUUUAGGAUCCAGUUGCCAAUGCUCAUCAGAAGUGGAGGGGAAACAAGCAAUACCGGAACUGGAAAUAGUGAGCCGGAGAAUGAUCAUGCUGGAGGUUCCAACACCGAUAGUCAAGCGACAGACGACGUUGAUUAAAUAUGAAACUGCUCUCGAAAACCGGAGACAGAGUGCCGAAUUUGAACAUAUAAAGAUUAUCUUACAGAGUUAACACAAGAAUGUAAAUCAGUACUUUGAACAAUGAUCCUGUAUGUAUAUAAUUUCUUUAAUUCUUCUGUGUUCUUUAUGUACUUUUCUCAAUAACCAGAGUCAAAAUCGGCACAUCAGUAAUCCAAUAGUUCAAUUGUUAUCUCUUUACUUUUUUUGCUCU
Daucus carota subsp. sativus is the source of this 1370-nucleotide messenger RNA. Its product is annotated as E3 ubiquitin-protein ligase RING1. The record is from RefSeq and is a predicted model, not a curated record. The transcript has 2 exons. Gene Ontology annotation, cellular component: cytoplasm. Lineage: Eukaryota; Viridiplantae; Streptophyta; Magnoliopsida; Apiales; Apiaceae. The coding region runs from base 104 to 1138 and encodes 344 amino acids. Gene Ontology annotation, biological process: protein ubiquitination. Gene Ontology annotation, molecular function: ubiquitin protein ligase activity.